AUGCGUGAACUUGAGAUUAAGGAGAAAGAGAUAGCAGUGCAACAAGCUCUAGGUGUUGCAGCACCUGUUACUAACAAAGGAGAUCAGAAAUAUAGUAAGUUACCAAAAUUUAUUGAAGGUCAAGACCCAGAUGUUUUUUUGAAGUCUUUUGAGAAACUAGCAGCCUUGCAUAAAUGGGCAAAGUCUGAAUGGCCAGUUCGUAUUGUGCCAUUAUUGAGUGGUAAGGCAUUAGAGGCAUACUCUCGUUUAAGUGAUGCUGAUGGUGGUAAUUAUGACAAGAUUAAAGAUGCAAUUCUAAAAAGGUAUGAGUUAACUGCAGAAGCCUACAGGGAAAGAUUUAGGUCUGCUAUUCAGGAAAAAGACGAGUCAUUUAGAGAAUUCAGGGUUAAGCUAGAAAGGUAUUUAGCACAUUGGUUUGAACGUGAGAGUGUUGGUAACAGUUAUGAAAAACUGUUGGAUUUGAUGUUGCGUGAGCAAUUACUCCAAACUUGUAGUAAGGAUUUAAGGCUUUGGGUUAAUGAGCACAAGCCUAAAUCUGCUCAUGAAGUUGUUGAUUUAGCUGAAUCCUAUCAAGUGGCUCACAAGAUUGAGAGUCUUGUAUCAGAUGAUGCUUUCAAGAUGAAACCUCAAUCAGGUAAUAAUAGUGGUCAAACCAGAGGCUUACAGAAGGAUCUAGGAAAGAGUAAGGAUUUCAGAAAACCGUUCAUGUCUCAGAAUAACAGUAAACCUAAAACUUGUUACAUUUGUCAUAAACAAGGACAUUUGAGUUAUGAUUGCACUGAAAAGAAAGGUACGGAAAAAGGUAAGAAAGGUAGCUUUGGACUUUGUGUAGACAAAGAUAAAGUUUUAGAGUGUGUACAAAGGAAGGAUGUUGAUGAAGGUAAAGUUGUGAAAUUAUCAGGAGUAGCUGUAAAUGCAAAAUUUGAUGAAGGUAAGGGUCCUGGUAUAGAAAUUGUAAAAGGUACAGUUGAAGGUAAGCCAGUAUCAGUUUUACGUGACACCGGCAGUUCCACAGUUUUUGUACAUGGUAGUCUUGUAGAAGGGAUGGAGAGAACAGGUAAAAUGAAAGAUAUCUGGUUAGCAGAUGGAUCUGUCAGAAACUGUGAAGAGGUAUGGAUCAAUGUUACUACACCAUAUAUAUCUGGUUCAGUGUUGGCACUGAUUUUAGACAUACCAUUUGCGGACUUAGUUAUAGGUAAUUAUGUAAAUACCUCUGUUCCUAAAGAUGUAUGCACUGAAAAAGUAGAAAACGAUGGUAAGAAUAUUGAUCAAAACACAUGCCAGGCUGUACAAACAAGGGCCAAGAAGAAACAAGAAGACGAAAAAGAAGAAAAGAUACAAGUAAGUAUAGACAAGUUAAAUGAACAUGUAACAGAUAAUAUAUUACCACAGGUAGGUAAGAUGUAUAGCAGAGAUGAGUUAAAAUUAGCUCAAGCUGACGACAAAUCUUUGAAUAAGGUAAGGAGCUUAGUUCAGGAAAAUCCAGGACAACAGUCAUCCUAUUUCAUAAUGAAGUCAGGAAUACUAUACAGAGUAUAUGUGACUCCCAGUGAGGAAGAGAUAUAUCAGGUUGUUUUACCACAGAAGUAUAGGGCCAUAGUACUGGAACUUGCUCACGAUAUUCCUCUUUCAGGCCAUCUUGGUAUAAAGAAAACUAGGGAUAGAAUAUUACAUCAUUACUUUUGGCCAGGUAUGUUUGAGGAUGUGGCUAUGUAUUGUAAAUCAUGUCAUGUUUGCCAGUUGAGAAGUACAAAAGGUAAGUCAGCAAAGGUACCGCUAGUGAGUAUUCCUCCAAUAGAUGUACCUUUUCGUCGAAUUGCUAUUGACUUUGUUGGACCAUUACCGGUUACAGAACGAAAAAAUAGGUAUAUUUUGGUAAUUGUGGACUGUGCCACUCGAUACCCAGAAGCUGUUGCCUUGAGAAGCCAAGAUGCAGAGACAGUUGUUGACUCAUUGAUGGAAGUAUUUUCUAGAGUAGGUUUCCCUGAAGAGUUACUUUCGGACCAAGGAUCAAAUUUUAAGUCGUCACUUAUGUUGGAAGUAUGCAGACUUUUAACGGUUGAAAAGAAGGUAUCCAGUGUUUACCAUCCUCAGACGAAUGGAAUGUGUGAGAAAUUCAAUGGUGUUUUGAAACGUAUGUUGAAAGCCUAUGCUUCACUAGAACCAAAGACAUGGGAUAAGUACCUGGUAUAUGUAUUAUUUGCUUAUAGGGAGGUACCAAAUGAUACUACAGGUUUUUCGCCAUUUGAGUUAUUGUAUGGUCGAAAUGUAAGAAGACCACUGUCUGUCUUGAAAGAACAAUGGGAAGAACCAGAGGAUUGCCAAUCGUCUGUACUUAGCUAUUUGAUUGAAACUCGAGAGAGACUGAAAAUGUUAUCUGAGUUAGCACACCAGAAUGAAAUGAAUGCAAAACAGGUACAGAAGAGGUAUUACGAUAAGAAGGCAAGAUCGAGAGAGAUUGAGGUUGGUACUAAGGUAUUAGUUCUACUUCCCACUAGUGAAAGUAAACUUUUGGCUCAGUGGAAAGGGCCUUACGUUGUUACAGAUAAGGUAGGACCAGUAGAUUAUAAAGUCAAGGAAAUUUAUAUCAAACAAAGUAUUCUGCAUCAAUCACAGACCUCACUAAGAAGGGCUUGCCAAACAAGGUAA
Molecule: messenger RNA, 2649 nt
Organism: Mytilus californianus (California mussel)
Lineage: Eukaryota; Metazoa; Mollusca; Bivalvia; Mytilida; Mytilidae
Exons: 2
Coding region: 1-2649 (882 amino acids)
Biological process (GO): DNA integration
Molecular function (GO): nucleic acid binding; zinc ion binding
Source: RefSeq, a predicted model, not a curated record